Trichechus manatus latirostris (Florida manatee) is the source of this 2207-nucleotide messenger RNA. It is a transcript of the gene HINFP, whose product is annotated as histone H4 transcription factor. The transcript has 11 exons. Bases 45 to 1652 code for a protein of 535 amino acids. Gene Ontology annotation, molecular function: DNA-binding transcription factor activity, RNA polymerase II-specific; RNA polymerase II cis-regulatory region sequence-specific DNA binding. Gene Ontology annotation, biological process: regulation of DNA-templated transcription. The record is from RefSeq and is a predicted model, not a curated record. NCBI's taxonomy places the organism in Eukaryota, Metazoa, Chordata, Mammalia, Sirenia, Trichechidae.
GGGGUGAAAGGAGAGGUGUAACGACCCGCGGGCGGAGGGACGAUAUGAUGACUAUGAAGAGGAGGGAGUCAGACAAGGAGAGGGUAAAGGCCAUGCCGCCCCCUGGGAAAGUUCCCCGAAAGGAAAACCUGGGGCUGCAGUGUGAGUGGGGGUCCUGCUCCUUUGUGUGCUCGGCCAUGGAGGAGUUCUGUGAGCAUGUCACUCAGCACCUGCAGCAGCACCUCCACGGCUCUGAGGAGGAGGAGGAGGAAGAGGAGGAUGACCUGCUGGAGGAAGAAUUCUCCUGCUUGUGGCAAGAAUGUGGCUUUUGUUCUCUGGAUAGUUCUGCUGACCUCAUCCGCCAUGUCUACUUCCACUGCUACCACACCAAGCUGAAACAGUGGGGGCUGCAGGCCUUGCAAAGCCAGGCUGACCUCAGCCCCUGCAUCCUGGACUUCCAGAGCCGGAAUGUCAUCCCUGAUAUCCCUGACCACUUUCUGUGUCUGUGGGAGCAUUGUGAGAGCUCCUUCGACAAUCCUGAGUGGUUCUAUCGGCAUGUGGAAGCACACAGCCUGUGCUGUGAAUACCAAGCCGUUGGCAAGGAUAACCACGUGGUGCUGUGCGGCUGGAAAGAGUGUACCUGCACCUUCAAGGACCGCUGUAAGCUUCGAGAGCACCUCCGCAGCCAUACCCAGGAGAAGGUGGUGGCCUGCCCUACAUGUGGAGGCAUGUUUGCCAACAACACGAAGUUCUUAGAUCAUAUCCGUCGUCAGACCUCACUGGAUCAGCAACGCUUCCAGUGCUCUCACUGUUCCAAGAGAUUUGCCACAGAGCGGCUGUUGCGGGACCACAUGCGUAAUCACGUGAAUCACUACAAGUGCCCUCUGUGUGACAUGACCUGCCCUCUGCCUUCCUCCCUCCGCAACCAUAUGCGCUUUCGCCACAGUGAGGACCGGCCCUUUAAAUGUGACUAUUGUGACUACAGCUGCAAGAACCUGAUUGACCUUCGGAAGCACCUAGAUACCCAUAGCAAGGAGCCAGCCUACAGGUGUGAUUUUGAGAACUGCAGCUUCAGUGCCCGAUCCCUCUGCUCCAUCAAGUCCCAUUUCCGCAAAGUACAUGAAGGAGACUCAGAGCCAAGGUACAAAUGUCACGUGUGUGACAAAUGCUUCACACGGGGCAACAACCUCACUGUGCAUCUUCGUAAGAAGCACCAGUUCAAAUGGCCCUCAGGGCACCCCCGUUUUCGGUACAAGGAGCAUGAAGAUGGCUACAUGCGGCUGCAGCUGGUUCGCUAUGAGAGCGUAGAGCUGACACAGCAGCUGUUACGGCAGCCACAAGAUGGAUCGGGCCUGGGAGCUUCACUGCAUGAGAGCAGCCUGCAGGGCAUCCUUCUAGAAACAGUGCCAGGGGAUCCAGGACCUGAGGAAGAGGCUGAAGAGGAAGAAGAGGGUGGGGGUGGUGAGGGGACAGCCCUAUCAGCCCCUCAGGACACCCCCAGCCCUGUCAUCCAUGUGGUGAAUCAGACCAAUGCCGAAGGUCAGCGAGAGAUUGUCUACUAUGUGCUGUCUGAAGCCCCAGGGGAGCCUCCCCCUCCCACUGAGCUACCCUCAGGGGGAAUCAUGGAAAAACUUGAGGGAACAGCUGAGGAGCCCAAGGUCCAGAUGAUGUGACCACUGCAGAGCCUGACCAUUCCUACCUCAGGCCUCAAGGUUUGAGCCGGGUGGUGGCAGCAUACCUAAUGGGCAGCUCUUGGCAAUGGAUGCCUCAGAGUGGUGCUGGGAGCAGCAUGCUUCCACUCUGGACCAGGCUCGAAUCAUUCUGCUGACUAAGGACUUCUGUUACUGCCAGACCAUGUCUUGUGGGGAUCCUGAGGAGUUUGGAUUCUAUUAGGGGGACGUCAUGAAUGUGUGUAUUCUUGGUUAGGGGAGAUAUUAUCAGGCUUAACUGUAAACCGCCUACACAUGCUGGACAAUAAUUAAAAUCCAUAGUGAACCCACCUUCGUUCCCAUCUUUAAGGGUUCUUAGGCCCAGGGGUGACCUGUAACUGUCCCCUACAAGGGCCGUUUCCUUGCAACCAGCCAAGGCAUUGAGAACGAGACAGCCAUUUCCUUCUUAAGGGUUCUUCCAACAACCCCAAGGACUUUCGUGGUUAUCCUCAGGGACGGGAUUGGAGGCACUGAGUAUGUGUGUAGCAAUUGUUUUUUGGUAAUAAAAGAAACACUUGG